This is a messenger RNA of Leptinotarsa decemlineata (Colorado potato beetle), 1056 nucleotides long. It is a transcript of the gene ATPsynB, whose product is annotated as ATP synthase subunit b, mitochondrial. The record is from RefSeq and is a predicted model, not a curated record. Lineage: Eukaryota; Metazoa; Arthropoda; Insecta; Coleoptera; Chrysomelidae. Gene Ontology annotation, biological process: proton motive force-driven ATP synthesis. Gene Ontology annotation, molecular function: proton-transporting ATP synthase activity, rotational mechanism.
AUCUCCUAAAUCGUGACCCGUGCCUUUGACAUUUGACGUCUAUGGUGGAUAGAAGUGAUCGGAAUUGGUUAUUACAUUUUUUGAAUUUCAUUUAAAACAAUUGAAAUUCUUUGUUCACGUUUUGCUGUGCACCCAAUAGACUGUAGAAAACAAAAAAAUGCUAUCCAGGGCUUCGUUACUUUCAGGACAGUCGUCAAGAGCCCUUGUAGCUGCCUGCAUCAGAGCUACAAGUACAUCUUCAGCAAACUCCCAAGUGGCCAAAACUGAUGAAAAUGAAUUACCAACCUUUAGGAGGCCUGUACGACAGGAACCAGGAAAAGUUCGACUGGGCUUUGUCCCCGAGGAAUGGUUUCAGAUGUUUUACAAGAAAACUGGUGUCACCGGACCUUAUACCUUUUUCUUCACAGUAUCCACCUACCUUGUCAGUAAAGAAAUAUACGUCUUGGAACAUGAAUAUUACUCUGGGCUUUCAUUCAUGAUAAUGUGGAUAUAUGGAAUCAAGAAAUUUGGACCAAAAGUCGCAGCAUGGCUAGAUAAGGAAGUCGAUAAUUAUGAAGCGGCAUGGAACAGCAGCAGAGACGAGCAGAAACGAGUCCUUGCGGAACAAAUCACCGACGAAGAAAAAGCGCAAUGGAGUAUGGAUGGGCAGGUCAUGUUGAUGGAAGCCAAACGUGAAAACGUAGGUCUUCAAUUGGAGGCAACCUAUCGUGAAAGGCUCCUAUCAGCUUACAAGGAAGUUAAGAAGCGUCUCGAUUAUCAGGUCGAGAAGCAGAACAUUGAACGCAGAGUGACUCAAAGGAACCUUGUGGACUGGGUCGUGGCCAGAGUGAAGGCUUCCAUCACUCCGGAUCAGGAGAAACAAAACAUCAACAAGUGUAUUGCUGACUUGGCUCUUCUGGCUAAAGCUUGAAUUGAGAAGUUUUCAUUUUAGAUGAUAAUGUACAGUUAAGUUUUAGGCAAAAAGUGUACUCCAUCUGCAGCAAUUUUAUCUUACAUCAGUCCCCCACAGUAUAAAAUUAUAAAAAAUCGAAAUAUGAAGGAAAUAUGAAGGAAAAA